GUCUGGGGUGCAGCUGGAGAGGCAGUUGGUCCUCACUUCUCGAGAAACCCGCGUAGGAGCGCGCGCCCCGAUUCCCCAGCCUGGUCUGGUCUGCGGAGAGCGAUGCCGCUUCCGGACACCAUGUUCUGCGCUCAGCAGAUCCACAUUCCCCCGGAGCUGCCGGACAUCCUGAAGCAGUUCACCAAGGCUGCCAUCCGCACCCAGCCUGCCGACGUGCUGCAGUGGUCCGCGGGAUAUUUUACAGCCUUGUCGAGAGGAGACCCACUUCCUGUAAAGGAAAGGAUGGAAAUGCCCAUGGCAACACAGAAAACAGACACGGGCCUGACGCAGGGACUCCUUAAAGUUUUGCACAAGCAGUGCCACCACAAGAAAUACGUGGGACUAAGCGAUCUGGAGCAGAAGUGGAAGAAUUUGUGCCUGCCGAAGGAAAAGUUCAAAGCGCUCUUACAGCUGGAUCCUUGUGAUAACAAAAUCGAGUGGAUGAAAUUCUUGGCGCUGGGAUGUAGCAUGCUUGGUGGAUCCUUGAACACGGCACUGAAGCACCUGUGUGAGAUCCUCACCGACGAUCCAGAGGGCGGGCCCGCUCGCAUCCCCUUCGAGACGUUCUCCUACGUCUACCGCUACUUGGCCAAAUUAGACUCCGACAUCUCUCCCUCAGAGACGGAAUCCUACCUUGCCUCUCUCAAGGAAAAUAUGAAGACAAGCCAGGUGACGAUAGAGACACCGGAAGAAUGCCACAGAACUGCGGCAGAAACAGAGAUUAGGGGAUGCAGCUGGAAGCCCAGGGACGACGAGGAUUGCCGGCAAUGCACAGGGCAUCCUGAGAUAUAGGCAGAUGAACAAGCUGGUGGAAGAUGUGUGAGAAGCACUCUUCA
Saimiri boliviensis boliviensis (Bolivian squirrel monkey) is the source of this 875-nucleotide messenger RNA. NCBI's taxonomy places the organism in Eukaryota, Metazoa, Chordata, Mammalia, Primates, Cebidae. The record is from RefSeq and is a predicted model, not a curated record.